This is a messenger RNA of Leptomonas pyrrhocoris, 1554 nucleotides long. RefSeq lists its product as hypothetical. NCBI's taxonomy places the organism in Eukaryota, Euglenozoa, Kinetoplastea, Trypanosomatida, Trypanosomatidae. The transcript has a single exon. Bases 178 to 1554 code for a protein of 458 amino acids. The record is from RefSeq and is a predicted model, not a curated record.
GGUCCGGACGAUUUGCCUCCUUUCUUUCCUUUUCCAGACGAGUCCAGCGCUGUUUCCGUCUUGUAGGCUUGUAGAUUUCCUGUGCUAGCCGCACGGUCUUGCUUUUGCGCGUUGCUGUUCUUCUCUAUUUUAUUAUUUUUUUCUCUAGUGUGCGCCCGCCUCCUCUCUUGAGAAAAGAUGGACAUGGAUACGCAGCGCAAGGAGGAGUGGUGCAUCACCCUACAGUCCUUCCUCUCCAGCCGGCUACGCACCCCGUCGUACAGCGUUGCGUCACGCCAGCAGCCCUUCAUCAGCGUACCCCCUAUGAUUCCCCGCACGCAGUUUCUGCUUGACGGCGUUGUCUGGGCCGUGAACGACUGCCCGAACUGGGUGCUCGAUGCGUGGCUUACCGUGCAGAACUGCAUCAAGGACACGGGGAAGCGAUUGGCCGAGCUAAGUGAGGAGCUGCGGCGCACCGUCGCGUCGUCAUCGACGUCGCCCGGGGGGCCAUCUUCUUCUGCCGCUGGUACUGCUGCUGCUGGCGGUGCGGCCUCGUCGCGGACGGUUAUGGUUGCUCCUCGGGGGUCGGCGUUAGAUCGGGAGCGGACCUAUCGUGCCCACGCCGCCGUGCAGGAUGUCUACAUCGCCUUUUGCGUGCUGGACGCGUUGGUCAAGAACGUCUGUGCGGAGGCGGCGAGCAAGCUGCACGCGGCUGUCGAUGUGGAGCUGCCCCACCUCGUCGCCGACUGCGUGCCCAUCUUUCUUCCUGCCACCUCGUACUGGAUUGAAAACGCGGUGGAGGAGUACCGCCACCUCUUUCACGCGCUGCUCGACUCGUGGCUGGUGCUGAAAGCCUUCAACAGCGACGUGCACCGCCGGCUGCAGGAGUACGUGCAGGACCGCCUUCAGCGCACCCGUGAGGUGGAGGAGAAGGCGGAGCAAGAGGGCAGCGAAUUUGCCGACGGCGCAGCAGACAACGGCGGUGUGGACGGCACGAACUCCAUCACCGGCGCCGCAGCCCAGCGAAGCGGAGCGGGUAAUAACAGCAGCACCGCGAACGUGUGGCAGCAGAGCGUGCAGCACAUCAUCGAGAGCACCGCCCGCGUCAGCGCCGCCGUCGUCGCCGCCGGACCAGCGAGCACCACCACAAAGGCGGACACAGCCGGCAAAAGCGCAGCGCUGAGCAAGUUUGAACGGGGCGUGCGCACCCCCGAGACGGUCGAGCGAACGUUGAAGAGCUUCUUGAACUACGUCUUUCCGCCCCGCCGCACCCCGGCGGCGCGACACCGCUGUCCCCACUGCGGCGCGCUCUUCCGCGAUGACAAGAGCAAAAACGCGCACUACCGCUGCCACUUCUACGCCCGCAACUACCUCAAACAGGAUGAAAAGCUGGUGCGGCUCACGUACCCCUCUGCGGCGGACUUCGCUGAGCACACGGCCGACUUGAAGCGGGAGGGCUUCUUCACCCGCACCGUGGAGGUGCUCGAGGAGGCUUACAAAGGUGGCGAGCGUGGUGCGGUCAAGAUUCGCAAAUUGGAGGAGGCGCCAACGGAGCCGACGGAAGGUGCUCCGUAA